Molecule: messenger RNA, 1941 nt
Organism: Aspergillus puulaauensis
Lineage: Eukaryota; Fungi; Ascomycota; Eurotiomycetes; Eurotiales; Aspergillaceae
Exons: 2
Coding region: 1-1941 (646 amino acids)
Source: RefSeq, a predicted model, not a curated record
AUGGCCCAGGAUUUUACGUCUGCUCGAGAAAGCUUCGAGAGAAAUAUAAGACGCCUUUCCACAGCUGUUCCCGGAUAUGACCAACUCUGCCGUUGGAUAGAGGGUGAUGUGAAAGUCUCACGCAUCGAUUUCGCUGCUGAGGGAUACGGUCGACCUAGCCAGUUCGCCAACGGCGGCAUUCUUACUCACCCCGAGACGUUGCAUCGGUGGUUAACUGGAGAUUUGCAAGAUACAACUACUCGAUAUGUGCUGAUAGAGGACCUUGACACCAGCGUUUGUUAUACGCUGGGAGCGGCCUUCGACAUAGAACCACAGUUCUUCCUGGACCAUAUGAACAACCAGCUCUCGAUGUUUUCUCCAUCAGAACGCGACCAUCGCAUCCAAUGGAAUACCUGGAAUCUUUCGCACCACUACAUGUCAUUCCACUGGUACCGACCUGUUUCUCGGUCCAAGAGGGCCAAAAAUGCUGACAGGCGCAACGAGAUCGACCAGCGAUAUGAGAGAGUGUUGCAUAUCGGUUCCGAGGCCAAUGAGUUCGGAGAGGACAUAGAUAUCUAUGCCAUCAGCGUGGUUCGUGCCGUGUCAAGUAUCCUCCGUCCUGAGUGGGACCUGUCUACGUUUAAUACGGCCACCAAGGGUCUCGCUGCAAUCGAAGAGCGCGUCUCAAUAUACCAGACCACGGUAAACAAUUGCCAAUAUUAUAUCGUUUUAACUGACGCGAUCCCGAGCGCACGCAAAACAACGUGGAAGCAUUAUGGCAGCGAACCGGAGAACCGCGACAUCCACCCUGAUGACGCAGAGUCCGAAAAAGUGAACCUUUAUGAGACUCUGGUUCCUCGCUUUACCCCGGGAAUUACCGCUAGGACUAUUACCCGCCUGGACGACAGGGAACUAGAAGAAACCUAUGAGGCCAUGCCCUCGACCAUGCAAUGCCUUUUGAAUAACUCAGAUCCUACAAACCAAGCACCUAUCACAAACCCCGGGCCUUGCAAUCAUCUGCCGUUUGUCCAUCUUUUUGGUAUCGUCAUGUCUGAUACCCUGGGUCUGCUGCAUCUCCUCUACGCUGUUCAGCGUGACAUCGUGCAGACUACAGCAUCCCAGGACACCCAAAUUGCCCAUAUACUCAGCAAAAGAACAAGUCUUGCCACACUACACGCGCAGCUACCACCAUUAAGCAGAGACAUUCAGAAGACCUUGGAGGAACUAGCCAGCCGAGGAAAGUACGGGACGUCGCAGAAUGAAAGUAUUGCAAGUCUAGGAAUAGACUUUGACAAGACGAUUCAGGGCGUCAAGGAAGCUUCAAAUGCAAUAACGGGCACCCUACAGUUCAUAGAGAGCCAUCGCGCCAUCCUCGAAGCCGAGAACGUUACACGCCUGACCGAGCUUGCCUUUCUUUUCAUCCCACUAUCAUUCGCCGCAUCGCUAUUCUCCAUGCAGAUACAACCACUCACCGACCCUGUACCCGUCGGCCAUUUUGUCGCGUUCGCCAUAUCGCUGAGCACAGCUACAUAUGCUCUCCGCCUCGCCGCACGGAGCACAUGGGUAAGUCGACAGAAGAAAGCCAUUCUGGACUCGAUUCGCGCCCGCAGCUCUAUCUCACCUGGCGCGCCAAUUCCUAACACGGCGAUCUUUGCUUGGGUUUAUGCUCGAACAGGGCCAGCAAUAGGCCUGAUAUUGGCUGUCGGGUGCUUCCUGACCCCUCUACUUGUUGUCAUCUGGAUACGCCCGCUGGAUUUGGGGCUCAAGAUUGCCUUGACUCUCUUGUUUCUUGUUUUCAUGUCCUUUAUCGUUGCGGUGGGGGUUCUAGUAUCGCCCAGCCUGCGCAGGAGACUCCGACAAGGGAUGCAGAUCGGGUGGUAUAAUCUUGCAGAGGGUGCGCAGCGGGACGAAAGAAAGUCCCUACAGGAAAGAUUUAUGAAGUGGACAAUAGGUACAAAGUAG